This is a messenger RNA of Anguilla anguilla (European eel), 2869 nucleotides long. RefSeq names its product protein interacting with cyclin A1 (gene proca1). Lineage: Eukaryota; Metazoa; Chordata; Actinopteri; Anguilliformes; Anguillidae. The transcript is spliced from 4 exons. The record is from RefSeq and is a predicted model, not a curated record. Bases 308 to 1426 code for a protein of 372 amino acids.
UGAGUGGAAGGUGUGCCGGAGGUGUGUCUGCUCCCACGAAGGUGAAUUCGCAGAGACGGACAGCUGUUGCCGCGUGCAUGACCAUUGCCCCUACGUCAUCCAUCCAUUCUCCUCCAAGUUCGGCUACACCAACUUUAAGUGGCAUAGCAUCUGCCACUGCGACUGCGAUAAUGAAUUGAAGGCUUGUCUCAGGAAAGUGAAUGACACUUCCUCCAGGGUCGUGGGACAGGCUUUUUUCAAUGUCAUUGAGGUACCCUGCUUUGAGUUCACGUACGAGGAGCAAUGUGUGGAACGCCACUGGUAUGGAAUGUGUAAAAGGUACGACAAGGCCCCGGUUGCUGUGGUCAAAGAGUCGAUCCCAUAUGAUUUUGGAGGCAUUGACGUUAUUGAUCAACUCACUAUUGCCCCCCGAGUAGAGAACAUACCAAUCAGAGAAGAGGGGGAUGUGAUGGAAAGCACAAGGCAGAGUGCCUCCUCUGGCCCCCAGACCACCCCCGGCCCUGAAGAGCCAUCCCUCGGGAACGUGGUCUCAGCUGCCGAGGACUUCAUCAAAGUGCUGGCCACUGUCUCCUCCUCCCAUAGCUCCUCCUCCUCUUCCUCCUCCUCCUCAGAGACCUCCAGAGGGGAUGCACAGGGCGCUGACAAGAAGAAGAAAAAUAAAACUGGCAAGAAGAGGAAAAACCAAAGAAGGAAGGGAAAGGGUAAGGGGAGGAAAAGAAAGCAAAUGGUUAAAAUGGUCAAACAGUUCAAAGUGGAGCAGGCCGCCGUGACUACCUGUCACAGAGCAGAAGGCGUCCUGGACAAGAGCCAUUUUGUGAACAGCCCUGUUCAACUGAAUCAUAAACAGGAGAGCAAUAUGAACAAUUUCAUGGACAGUGUUAUGGAUCUGGAGGGAAAAGAUGAGGUUUCUGUUAAUGUAAUUCUAUCAGAAAGACCGGUAGACAGAAGCUCUAGUGCCACAGAUGACUUAAACAUUAUUGUCACAGAGCUGAUGCCUCAGGUGGUGGAGCCCCAAACAGAGACAGUGCCUCCCAGCACAGCAGCCACUCCAUUCAGAGCAAAGAAAGUGAGGUCACAGGCUAGGCGAGGCAAUAAGAAAAGGAGAAAAAUGAGCGCCCGUGUUUCCAUGAACGCGGUCCCUUUUGUUGACACGAUCAAAGACAGCCCUCAGAGAGCAGCAGAUGAAAGUGCCGUCUCCACAGCCACUGUGUCUGCGGCCGGUCAGGACCCGGAGCUCCAGCACUUAGAAACCCGGACAGAGAACCUUUUUUUCACCACCACCACCACCACGGCCAACAUGCCUACUCUGACUCACCCCAAAGCCAAGAACAAGAAGCCAAAGGAAAAAGGUGGAAAAAAGAAGAGGAGAAAAGUGGCUUCCUCUCCCUCUGCGCUCGUAGUCCCAGUUCAGAGUGUUGCGCAAUAGAGUGAUAGUGCAUGAUUGUGAUUUAGAUGGCUCAGUCAGCUCUUUAAUUUACCAUGAUACACACAUUAUUUCAUGUUUAAAGUGGUGGUUCUCCAAAAAUGUACAUAUAAUUUUCUGCCUUUCAAUAUGACGUACUGUGCAUGCAAAGAAGAAUUUUACCAAAUUUGUAGAAAAUCUUGAAUAUCUAAUAAAAUUUUGAUAUUGUAUAAUAAAAAAAAUAAUAUAGUAACUUAGUAGUGUACUGAAUGCAGACCACUUUCAAUAUACACUAUCACAAUUCUUUUUUUUUUUUUUUAACAUUUUGAAACUAUGUUUCUAACCACAACAAUAAAAUCAGGUAUGGUGUCAAUACGUGUUUAACUUCCAAAUGAACCUCAUGGCUGGGCUAAUGAGUUAUAUGUUACCGGAAGUUGAUUUUGAAAUGCAGUUCUGUGCAUGCUACUGGUGGGUAUAUACUUUCCUUUUGUUUUCAGUUAUCAAUGCUAAUGCUGCUAACUGUUGGCAGUCGUAAAUUUAUGUAGAUAGCAAAUUCAAUUCAAAACUCUUCAUUGGAUGCAUCACAGAACUUAUUGAAAGGCAAAAUAUUAAAUUAAAAAUUUCAGCCAGCAAUUAAAGUUUUUUUGGGAAAUCAACAUACUGCCACAAGUCACUCUCAAACGUCAUUCACUGAAUGGAGAAAUGACAAGCUUAUACACUCAGAGACUACUGCAAAAAACUGUAUCAUUUGUCUUUUAAAAAUAAAUGUUAUUGGAAAAAAGGUGUUCUCAUCUAGUCACACAUUACAAUAUCUUAACAGCAGUUGCAGGUGAUUAAUAAAGAUUCAUUUUGGGCAGAGCUGGAGGCCAUAGCAAUCUGCAUUGCUUGCAGUUUGAAAGCGAAAGAAGAAGUAGUUUGCUUGGUAUCUGCAUACCAAGGGACCAAUGUAAAUCUGGUAGUUUCAAGUUGUUGCGACUUACUUACAUCGCUGCUAUUGGCUGCUAGAAUGUACACAGAGAAGCCAAGCAUCUUUAGCAUCUUGAGCAUUGCAAGUUAGUUUCCCUUUUUUUGCAUACCAUAAGGAGACUUUGGCUCUCCACGUACCUUCCAGGAGGGCUUAAGGCUUUGUCUAUAACAGGGUCACAUUCUUAAAGGUGGAUAAUCCGCACCCUGCACGGCCUACACCUUCCAGUGUUAAAUGAGGCCAGGAACACCCUUCACGGGGACCCAAAAUCCCAGAUCAGCUGACCCUCACAUGGUCCCACACAAAAGAAAAGAAUCCUGCCUGAAAAUUUACAUGUGUGCAUAAGUAGGUGCUACAUAGCAAAUGUGACCAGGGGCACAUUUUAGGACAACGUGAUGCUGUAGAUUGAUUUCCCAAGAGCUAAAAGUCUGUGAUUUAACAUCUGUAAAUCUAUCUUGCCAACUCUGCAAAUGCUUAUGAUAAGUAAUAAAGGUGCAAACUGA